AUUUAACCUAUUCGAAAAUGUUUUCGUGAAUCUCAUUGGAUGUGCGAGCGAUACGUAAACUGAUUUUCUGCUUCUUUCGGCUGCAGUUACGGCCAUCUUGGUCCCCGGUUAGCUGGUGCGUUGAAGCAGGUCUUUGCUCAUACUUAAAGGGCUUCUUAGUAAUUUUGUAAAUUGGUUGAACGUUUGUGUUUAGAUAUUGGAUGUAACGUUACUUAACCGAGAGACGAGCGGAAAUCAAGUUUUAAUGGAAAAACAGUUGUAACUAGUGUCCCCAGAAUAAUAACCGUAAGCGCCAGAUACAUAGCUAGCUUUAGCUACGAGAUAUGGCAAAUAACACGGCGUUGGCGGGGAAUCAGCAGCAGCAACAGGCCGUGAAUAAACCCGCUGCAUCAGGAAAGCAUGGCAAUGUAUUACCUCUGUGGGGCAAUGAGAAGACCAUGAACCUGAACCCCAUGAUUUUGACGAACGUGCUGUCCUCGCCUUAUUUCAAGGUACAGCUAUAUGAACUGAAAACUUACCACGAAGUCGUGGACGAGAUCUACUUUAAGGUGACCCAUGUUGAGCCAUGGGAGAAAGGCAGCAGGAAGACUGCAGGCCAAACUGGCAUGUGCGGAGGGGUCCGUGGUGUUGGAACCGGAGGCAUCGUUUCUACAGCCUUCUGUUUGCUGUAUAAACUGUUCACCCUGAAGCUGACACGCAAGCAGGUGAUGGGUCUCAUCACACACACCGACUCCCCCUAUAUUAGAGCCCUCGGGUUCAUGUACAUAAGAUACACUCAACCCCCUCCAGACCUCCUGGACUGGUUUGAUGGGUUCCUUGAUGAUGAGGAGGAGCUGGACGUAAAAGCCGGCGGUGGAUGCGUCAUGACGGUAGGGGAAAUGCUGCGCUCUUUCCUGACCAAGCUGGAGUGGUUCUCCACGCUGUUCCCACGCAUCCCCGUGCCAGUGCAGAAGAUGAUAGACCAGCAGAUGAAGAGCAGGCCCAGGAAGAUCCCAAACAAGGAGGGCCAAGAGGAGGCGGAGGAGCCAGAGUGGCACGCUGAGCACAGGACUCCCAGAAGAACCCCGAGCCCCCGGAGGUCGCCCAAGAGGUCGAGGAGCAGGAGCCACCACCCGGACGGGCACGGCUCCGCCAGCUUCGACUGGGAGCUGGAGAGGGAGCGCGAGCGCCAGAGGAAGGAGAGGGACGGCAAAGACCGGGACAGGGAGCGGGGGGAGAGGGACCGGAGUGACAGGGACAGGGGGGACAAAGGGCGGCGGCGCUCGCGAAGCCUGGACCGCGCCACGGACCGACGGGGCAGCCGGAGCAAGGACCACCGCCGGAGUCGCUCUGCCAGCCGGGACUGGAAGAACAACCGCAAGGACCGCGAGAAGGAGAGGGAAAGCGACGGGGACCGGAGCAGGAGGAAGGACCGCGACCAUGACAGAGACAGGGCUAGCGACAAGGACAAGGACAGGGACAGGGCUAGCGACAAGGACAGGGACAGGGCUAGCGACAGGGGCAGGUUUAGAGAUGGCGGGGAGAGGACAAAAGACAAGCGGGGCAAAGGAGAGACGGAGGACAGGAGGCACAGGGAAGAGAGGGAGGAGAAGAGGCACAGGGAGGAGCACAAGGCGAAGAAGCACAGCCAGAGUAGGAGCGGCAGCAGGAGCAGGGAGCGGAGGCAGCGUAGUGGCAGCCGCAGCAGGACCCACGCCGGCAGGAGCAGCCGCAGCAGGAGCAGGCACAGGGCCGAGCGGCCUGCCAAGAGGCCCCAAAGCCACAGCAAGGAGAGGCCCCAAAGCCACAGCAAGGAGAGGCCCCACAGCCACAGCAAGGAGAGGCCCCAAAGCCACAGCAAGGAGAGGCCCCACAGCCACAGCAAGGAGAGGCCCCACAGCCACAGCAAGGAGAGGCCCCAAAGCCACAGCAAGGAGAGGCCCCAAAGCCACAGCAAGGAGAGGCCCCAAAGCCACAGCAAGGAGAGGCCCCACAGGCACCGCCGGGAGCACGGCGACUCCAAGGACCAGCGCAGAUGCCAAAGCACAGAGGGAGAGGAACAGGUGCAGGAGAGAAAGACAGGGUCCACAUAAUUUAAUCUUCAGUUUCGUUCUCUCACUAGUUUCUUUUGUAAUUUGCUUGUUUAGUACGGAAAUGCAUCUCUAGGUUUUCUUGGGCCGCUUGUUUAAGUUUCUCAUUGUAGGGAAGUGCCUUUGUGUCAUCUUCAACCGCCAUUGUACCCCAAAACUUGAGUUGUGAUGCAAAGGUUUUAAUUUUUAUCAUUUGUUUUCAAAAUUGCUUUGUAAAUAAGUCUGAGAAUGUUUUAAGGCAAAUGGAGCACCAACUAUGGUAUAUUUGUAUUAGGGGUCAAGACUGCCUGAAAUUGUGCUGUAUUUGGUUAAUUGCCUCGUUGCAAUUUUUUUCUAAUAAAAAACUUUUACGGAUGA
Molecule: messenger RNA, 2426 nt
Organism: Anguilla anguilla (European eel)
Lineage: Eukaryota; Metazoa; Chordata; Actinopteri; Anguilliformes; Anguillidae
Product: pre-mRNA-splicing factor 38B-like
Exons: 7
Coding region: 324-2072 (582 amino acids)
Cellular component (GO): precatalytic spliceosome
Source: RefSeq, a predicted model, not a curated record